CCGGCGCUAUCAUCUGCUCCAACGGAAACGCCAAACGUUAGACUUUAUUCCAUCUUCACUAAUUGUUCACUCUUCUCUUUCAUCUCCUGUUCUCUGUCUCAAAAUUGCCACUCUACUGUCUCUUCGUGGUCUCGACUCGCUUCAGCUCUUUUUCCCCAUCGGUUCUUUUGCCCCUGAGCUAUUGAAUUGAAUGCGUCUCGUUCGACGAGGAAACUUUUGCGAAAAUUGGCCUCUUCUAAACGAGUUUUUUUGUGGUACCAUUGAAUACCAGGGCGCGACAACAAACCAUGAUUCAAUAGCUCGAGUCAUUCUUCGGGAGAGACGGAAUCGAGCCGGACACCAGUUGGAUCGAGACUCAGCCACUGGCCUGAUGCAUGGUGUUGACAUGUCUCAGGUGCUUUGCUGCAACCAUGACAUGCUAUUGAGCAUUGACCUCGACAGGAUAUCUCCAACUGGCCAAACUUACCUCUUCAACUUUAAUUCACAUCGCACAAGGGGCAGCAGGAUACUCUCCACCGUCGCCUCGUCGCCAAUUAACGUACCUCUGGCUCUUCUAUGAGAAAGUCAUAGAAUGACUGGUCCUCGUUGUGAUCCCCCGCCAUGGUGGGAUUGGAAGUCGGAGGCUGCAGCAAAUUCUGGAUCUGCGUAGCCACUUGAGUGUUCGUCCGGCUCUUGUGUUUAGAUGUCUGGAGGAGUGGGCUGGGUAUCGCUUUUGUCUAUGCAACCAGGCGUGCCCUGGCUGUCACUUUGAUAGCAACUGGUCGUCGAUUGUGAUCUAAGGAUCAAGGUAUGAUAUCGAGUGGAAGUGCGAUCGAGCUUCGAUCAGUGAACGUCUUGAUAAACAACUUCCGUUGAUUCAGUCGGCCUGGGCCCGUGGCCGGCACCGUACUUCACCACGGAGGUUGGUAGUUUAAGGGACCCGACUGCUUAUACAGCAAUUUGAAGCCGCAGACUUCGACGUCACUAGAACCUGCUCAAUAGUUCUAGCGCCACGGACGCCGAUUUGCAUUCAACAAGCAAAUUAGAAGAUCGAGGGCCCUAUUCCAGUCCAGGAGGGGCGAUACUGUACGGUAGUCUCGUGCUCCCACCAAACACAAGAUAAAAUGUCACCCCACCGAAGAGAUUUCUCGGCACCACGAGACAAUCGGUCACCUAUUAGGUGACGGAUCGAAUGUCUUUUCAGGCCCUUAAUUCUUUCUCAGAUGAUGAGCGAAUGAGUGGCCGUGCCUUUCGUUUCCACUAACGGCAUUCAAGGUCUUCCUCACUGCCGCUCCGCGUACCUGCUUCACACCAUUGUUAACGUCAGAGCACAUGCUGGGUUGGGUGACAUUUGCCCAGAUCGUCACAUCUUUACUCACAGGUUCCCUCUUCAGCCGCACUAUCGACUGCCUAUCCUCGUGGUGGUCUUCCCUUUUCUCGUACUUCGGCCUCCGGCCCCUUUCCUUCCCCUCCUCCGUCUGUCACCUCUUCCCCUGAGGCUGUGAGAGUCGAGUGACUAGUCACGGGGACAUCCAAAGUUGUCCCGAGGCCUGAGCGGUAAUAUGGUUCGAGGCCCUUGAUGACUACACUCUGGCGUGCUCACGCAUUCGCCCUAGUUAUAGGAUGUGGUGAGAUCUGUUUUGUCAAAAAUAACAUAGGGCAACCUGAUGGUGUUGUGUCAAAGCAGGACAAGCUUCUCUUCCCUUCCCCACGUGAACUAUUAGGCUUCCAAUAGGAAGAUGUGGCUGGUUUGAAUCCGUGGCCGUGGGAAAGCCAAUGCUGAAUGAUGGAGGAGCCAUGUGUGGAUUCAAGUCGACGCCCUGAUUGUGUUUGCAUUAACUCGACAAUCGAAUUGGCCAGUGCCCCCGCCUUUACCGCCCAAAGGGGGACUUGGGGACAGCUUCUGGGAAACCUGAGCUGGAAAUGGACCUGGGAAAUAGGUGGACUCCUUUGGGGGGGGAGGAGACAGGAAACCGGGACUGGGAUUAGGUCCGGGAAGGGGACGGGGACCGACUGUAAGUGGUACUUCGGGCAUUCGUGCUCUGUAAAGUGAUCGGCAUAUCGAGACCUUGCCCAUCCAGCCUUUAUUGGACAUCUUGGCUUGACAAGCCCUACCGCUCACAUGUCAAGCGCGAAAGGGUGCAUGUUUGAGGCGCCUAUAUCUUCCCUGUCAGUGUCGUUCUCCGAGUUCUGUCAGUUUGGCGCGAUGCCGAAUCAUGUUGUAGUAACAAUUGUGAGCGGUCAGAUCUGGAUCUUCUUAAACUAGAUUAUCCGGGCCACUCCGCAAGGCUCUUGCCCGUUCUAAACUGCAGAUUGAAGGACGAUAUUCAACCGUUAUCUCAUAAAAGCCAAGAGUCCAUUCUGUCAAGUGCCACAGCUCGACCAGCCCAGGUAUUCAGGUGGCUCAUCGAAAGAAGGACCACUCGUAACUCGAGAAGCUCACUGGGCAUACUGGGAAUAACGACCAGGUGACUGAGGCACGGCCAUCGUGAUACUAGAUGAUACCACAAGCUUCUUCAUUUUGCUAUGACUUCGUACCGUGGCCCGGUUGUUUCGGAUCCAGCAGCACGGAGAUGAUAACUGUAACUAGAUGGUUCCAUUGAUUUGGUAUUUUUGACAGGAACACUCCAACCAGGUACGGAUGGCUUCUGAUCCAAAUCAGACCGCGUAAUGACCACACAAUUCUGUAUGUAUAUGUCUGUAUUAUGGUGGUCUGAUCCAAGUUCGCAACCGAGGAGCGGGGGGGUGGCUGGCUACAACCAGGGGGGAGGGGCCGCAAGCCUGUAGCCCACCCAACGAAAAUGUAUGCCACGCCUGGGAAAAGAGGACCCUGGGCUAAAGGGAUUCACGUUGGAUGCUGAAGCUAAGACGUUUCGAGGGAAUUGGGGACUAAUGAAGCCGGAUGUGGUUGUUGGCCGUUGAGCUGAUAUGUCGUUUUGGGGGGGGCGUCGUUAGGAUUGAACAUGACGGACGGGAAAGACAACGGUUUUUUGUGGGCUAAACCAUGUCCAUCUAUCGCUGCCGUCUUCGUGGCGGUAGUCUUUUUUAGCCCUUUCGUUCGACGUCACUGUUUCUGGGUCUUGUUUCCUCUUUUCGGCGGUGACAUCUUUUUUUGAUGGCGUUGAGUUUGCUGCAGAGUGUGAACAACUCGUGCUCGUCGACCGAGAUAGUGCAGACAAGUCGUUGGUCGAAAGCCAACGUCACUUCCGAAAGGAAAAGGAAUACAUCCCCCUUCACCCUAUGCAAAGUGCAGUUAUCCCGGAGCUGCUUCUCCUCUUGUGAAACAGACAAUCGAUUAUGUAGUGGCAGGGCUUGCAUAAUAGUUUGUGUGGCUUGCUCAGCCCUGGCAAUUCAUAUCGAAAUGUUGUAUAGCUCAUAUUCAGCCCUGAUCUACGUUCGGCCGCGAGUAAGUUGCCUUGUGAAGAAAGUUUCUUGGGAUGGAUCAAAUACAGGCGGAAUUAGUCAACCGUAUGAAACAGAGGAAAGCGUCAUUUCGGAAGGCAGCCGCACUUUCCUAGGACAACGAAUGGACUGGAUGCCACAGACAGAUACUGUGCCUAGGUAACUGCCAACCCUGCGCCUGCCCUGUCCUGCACGGGGAGUAAGGUGUUUGGGAAGGUGCGACGCAGAACGGAUACCUUCUUCAUGCCAGGUAUUACACGAUGUGCGCGUUGUGUGUGGAGCUGAUGAGGAGGAAGGUUGGAUGUAGUAUAAGGUAACGGACAAGAGAAUUGUAGUGUUAGUUACUUGAUGGGAAACCGAAGGAAUUGCUCGAAAAGACGAAGGAUUUAUAGAGAUCGUGACAGGUCAACUUCCCUGCCACUUACACAGAUUCAGUUCAGGUCGAGCAAGUCAUAGUUACGUCUUAAACUCAUGACCCAGGCAUUAUUUGUGAUACCCUCCAGGCUCCAUGCUCCAGGUACCCCUGAUCCUCGGUUCUGCAGGCCGAGUAGCCGGCCGUUCAGG
Messenger RNA from Fusarium odoratissimum NRRL 54006, 3945 nucleotides. RefSeq lists its product as uncharacterized. The coding region runs from base 3095 to 3544 and encodes 149 amino acids. The record is from RefSeq and is a predicted model, not a curated record. NCBI's taxonomy places the organism in Eukaryota, Fungi, Ascomycota, Sordariomycetes, Hypocreales, Nectriaceae. The transcript is spliced from 2 exons.